This is a messenger RNA of Anastrepha ludens (Mexican fruit fly), 1489 nucleotides long. RefSeq lists its product as uncharacterized. The record is from RefSeq and is a predicted model, not a curated record. Bases 1064 to 1333 code for a protein of 89 amino acids. The transcript is spliced from 3 exons. NCBI's taxonomy places the organism in Eukaryota, Metazoa, Arthropoda, Insecta, Diptera, Tephritidae.
UAAAAAGCUGUAAGCAUUUCCAUUACAUGUCAACCACAACUAAAAACUAAAAAUUAAACUUUUUUCAAGAUGAGUUAACAGGAAAACACUCAAAUUUUAUGAAGUGCUUAUUAUAAUUUUAAAGAGCAAAGAAUGGCAGUUUAACACUGAAUAUCUCCUCCACUCAAGAUGAUAGUGACAAGGUUUCCCCAGCCAAGAAACAAAAGAAACGAAACAAAGAGGGAGGAGAAGCAAGAAAAAAGAUCAUCUGGAGGCUUUAUAUCAUUUGCGCUUUCAUAAUUUAACAGCAGUUUUUAUUAUUUUGUUAAAAUUCCAAAUAUUAACCGAGAGAGGUACUAUGCCGAUUUAUAAGGCCAAGUGGUGAAUAGAUGAAGCAAAUGAACAUAUGUCGGCAAAUUAAAUUACAUGUGUGUACAAGGCAGUGCAGCCUAAUGAGCUAUAGCCAUACUCGCUAGCGACGAAGCUUACUCGAUCAUUUUGUUAUGGCUUGCGCAUGCAAUGUGAGUUAGUGGGCCCAUCGGUUUUGACGUGUUUUAUGUUCUAAAAUUAUCGCUUAAAUGUAAAACAAAUGCUUGUAUUUCUAUAUAAUUCCUAUAUUUUUUAAUCACUCAAUUCGUCGCUUUUCGAUUGCAUCAAGUUACCUUAAGAAAUUACUAGCAAACAAAAGUUUCGAAUUGGCACAGCAGAAGUGUAAAAUUUUUUCACCAUAUUAAAAAACUGUUAACCCCAAGGCAAGGGUUUAUUUUCUGUGCAUACAUAUAUCGUCAAUUCGCCAAGGACAAAUCAAGGCGCAUUUAUAAGGGGUGGUAUUAUUAGAACAUCUGAUAUUUUUGUCUCGGUGAUUCUUUUCGUUUAAAUUAUGUGUUUUGUUUCUUCUUCUUCUUAAUUGGCGCGAUAACCGCUUAUUCGAUUCUGGCCGAGUUUAAUAAAGCGCGCCAGUCGUUUCUUUUUCGUGCUAACCGGCGCCAGUUGGACACACCAAGUGAAGCCAAGUCCUUCUCCACCUGAUCUUUCCAACGCGCAUGAUUCCUUUGUUUGGAAAGCCUCAAAUGAGAGGAAGGUAAUGGAGCGGCGCUAUAAUAAUGGAGAUACAAGUUCGUGGCUAUUAGGGGAUUCUGGAUACCCUCUUGAGCCAUGGCUUAUGCCCCCGUAUCGAUUACGCGAAAGUGAGACCGACGUAGGCAAAUGUAUUUUCAACGAUAUUCAUAGUAAGGCUAGAAGCAUUGGCGUAUACAAAGGCCGCUGGAGAAUAUUAUCGGACGAUAGAAAGCCAAGGUACAACCCAACAUUAUUUGCACGUUUGCGCCGCUCUUCACAAUGUAUGUAUCAAUAGAAAUAUUCCAUUUCAAUUCAGCAACGAAACUCUAACUCCAAGACAAGAAGGACUGUUAGAAUGUACACUAUUGGACAUAAACAAUCGAUUAUCAGAAAGGAUAAGAAAGAGAAUAAAAGACCAUCUUUCCCAACCAGCAAUGUAAAAAUUUAAUUU